Molecule: messenger RNA, 6756 nt
Organism: Ictalurus furcatus (blue catfish)
Lineage: Eukaryota; Metazoa; Chordata; Actinopteri; Siluriformes; Ictaluridae
Gene: ip6k1
Product: inositol hexakisphosphate kinase 1
Exons: 6
Coding region: 2437-3945 (502 amino acids)
Biological process (GO): inositol phosphate biosynthetic process; phosphatidylinositol phosphate biosynthetic process
Cellular component (GO): cytoplasm; nucleus
Molecular function (GO): inositol hexakisphosphate kinase activity
Source: RefSeq, a predicted model, not a curated record
UGGUGUGUGAGAGCUGAAAUGCCCUGACAGUGGUGUGUGAGAGCUGAAAUGCCCUGACAGUGUUGUGUGAGAGCUGAAAUGCCCUGACAGUGGUGUGUGAGAGCUGAAAUGCCCUGACAGUGUUGUGUGAGAGCUGAAAUGCCCUGACAGUGGUGUGUGAGAGCUGAAAUGCCCUGACAGUGGUGUGUGAGAGCUGAAAUGCCCUGGCAGUGGUGUGUGAGAGCUGAAAUGCCCUGACAUUGGUGUGUGAGAGCUGAAAUGCCCUGACAUUGGUACGUGUGAGAGCUGAAAUGCCCUGACAUUGGUACGUGUGAGAGAUGAAAUGCCCUGACAGUGGUGUGUGAGAGAGAUGAAAUGCCCUGACAGUGGUGUGUGAGAGAGCUGAAAUGCCCUGACAGUGGUGUGUGUGAGAGCUGAAAUGCCCUGACAGUGGUGUGUGAGAGAGAUGACAUGCCCUGACAGUGGUGUGUGAGAGCUGAAAUGCCCUGACUGGUGUGUGAGAGAGAUGACAUGCCCUGACAGUGGUGGGAGAGCUGAAAUGCCCCAGUGGAGGGCAGCAGUGACUCACAAUGAGGAGUUAAGGUGGCGGAACACCGGGCGAUUGGAACACGGCCGCUGCUCUUUAAACGCUGCCGCAGGAAGGGACGAUGUAGUUUUCACUGUCAGGAUUCCUGGAGCUCCAGGGCUUUAUUUCUUCAUAUCUUCAGAGACCAAAGCUGGAUGUUAGGCUGAACAUGGUGGUUUAGGGUUAACACGAGUGACUAGUUCUCCUAGCAGGUUUAUAGAGAAAUAAAAUAACUAGAUAGCAGAUGAGUCUGAGGUUAGUGUGUAAAAACUCGGGAGAUUUGGAGGAGCUGAAGGAAAGAACUGAUGAGUAGUUAGUUAGUUAACUGUAGCUAAUGUUAAAGCUAAUACUUAUGUGGUAACUCUGGUUAUGAUAACUGUCACUUCUAGUUGUCGUAGCCGGUUAGCAAAAAACAAAAAAAAAACAGUUAGCUCUAUAUGGACCAUUCUAUGAGAUAGCUAACUAAAUUAGCUAGCCAGGUUUCUGUGCUUAGGAAAGCGCAUUAGCUAAUCAGCUAAUAAGACAUUGUUUCUCUGAAAUAGUGCUUUUACUCGUCAGUUUAUUUUACUGAGAUAUAUAUAUAUAUAUAUACUUUUAGCUGAACACAAUUAGUUAUGUUUUCCGUGCAGAAACUCACAGUCCCUUUUCUGUUCAGAAUAGCUAGCUAACUAGCUAGCUAAUCAUGCUAGAUAAUAUUGUUAAAAGACAACAAGAAAACCAAAUCGUUACAGCUGAAAUUAUUGACUUCUUUUAUUUAUAUUUAUCUUUUCAUGGUGCUUUAGCAGGGGGAAGUGUUUAAUAACGUUGGUAUAUAAUGUAACGACUAGCUUUGGUAUUAUCAGCAUUAGAAAACCACGGAAUUUCAUUCGGACCAAGCUCUCCAAUAAACCUGCUGGGUUUUUUUUCUUUUCUUUUCUUCCUUUUUUGUUGGACCUGAUUGAUUUAAUAAUAUUUAUAAUCAGAUCGCCAAAAACAAGCUCUUCAAACAGUAAGUAUAUAUCGCUAGCUGGCUAAUGGAGUUUGUAGUAGCUAAUGCUAGCAGGUUAUCAUUCGUUACUUAGCAACUUUGCUUGUUUUUCUUUCCUGGAUCAGCCGGCUUGUAUAAUAAUGUUUUAUUUUUUGAAGGGUCGCUAUUUUUAUUAAAUGUAUUUCUAUUUUUUUGUUUUAGGGUUGAACUGCUGUUUAAAUGGGAGUUAAUUUUUGUGCGUGUAUUUAUAUAUAGUGUUUAAGGAAUCGCACAGCUAGCUAACAGUUUGCGUCCUCUCUCUUUGAGCUAAUUACCUCGUGUUAAUAUUAGUUUAAACGGGACACGUGAGUUAGUCGGUGACAUUUAUUACUCUAUUUUAAACAAGUUAUUUUAUUUUUCUUUAAAUCAUCUGCCUGCUUUCUUUGCUAGAGUCUCGGGGGGUUCCCCCCAUUAUUUUUUUUCCUGUCACUGCCAUACAUAUAGACCUUAGCGUUAUAAUCUAAACUCAUCUCUUCUCACUCUUACUACACCUAACGUUAUUUACUCACGUUUUCCUGAAGGUUGUUUAGUGAAAUCAGGCAUUUGAAUAAAAACGACUCUUUUUAUAGUUUAUGAUGGUGUUUUUCAGCUGUACUGGUUUAGCCACCGUGCUAGAUGAGCUAUUUUUAUUUAUUUAUUUGUUUAUUUUAAAUAGUAGGUUGUGUAUGGGAUCUGUAGGUUUGGACAAGUUGUACACAGUAAAUAUCAGCCUUCUGGGGUUGGGGAUUGAGGAUUGAUGAACAGUAACAGAUGUACCACAUUCAAGACAAAUCCAGUCUUUAUAUACCUAUAGGCUUUAAUACCUGGAAGUCUGUCUCUGUGCAGGUGUUUUGUGUUGAUUUAUUUGUGAGCUGAUGCUGUAUGGAUGAACUCCCAUUCAGAUAAGGGUCAUGAGGAGGCAGCGGUAAGGGCGUGUCCCAACGCUCUUAGCGCCGGGAUUGAUUGGCUGGUGGGCGUGGCCGGCGGGCUGGCUCCUCCCCCUCCCGGCGGCAGUGUGCGCUCCCAGCCGCCGCCCCCUUGCGCCCCACGCUCGCCUGGCUUGCGUGCCCGAGCCCAUGCCCCCAGCACCACGCGGCUGGUCAGCGCCAUGUGCGUCCCGCACACCAUGGAAGCGGGCAAACACCACAAUGCAUCGGACACAGGCCAGGGUCAGGGGCGUGGACAUGGUGGGCGCGGUGGAGGGGUGCCACUCGAGCCCUUUGUCCACCAGGUGGGCGGCCAUACCAGCAUGAUGCGCUACGAUGAUCACACCGUCUGCAAGCCACUCAUCAGUCGCGAGCAGCGCUUUUAUGAGUCUCUGCCACCUGAGAUGAAGGAGUUUACACCAGAAUACAAAGGUGUGGUGCUGGUGUGUUUCGAGGGUGACCUGGACGGCUACAUCAACCUAGUGGCGUACCCUUACGUGGAGAGCGAAGGCCUGGACCACGAAGAGCUGCCCGAGAGGGACCAACCGCGGCGGAAACACUCGCGCCGCAGCCUGCAUCGCUCCAGCAGUGACCAUAAAGAGGAAAGAGCGGCCCACGAAAGUGACAGCAACGACAAUCUGCAAGAGCUGAAGAGUCCACGCCUGGACUUGCAGAUCUACUCUGACGUGCCCUUCCAAAUGCUGGACGGCAACAGCGGCCUGAGCUCAGAAAAGAUCAGCCACAACCCCUGGAGCCUGCGCUGCCACAAGCAGCAGCUCAGCCGCAUGCGCUCCGAAUCCAAGGAGAGGAAGCUCUACAAAUUUCUGCUCCUCGAGAACGUAGUACACCACUUCAGCUGCCCCUGCAUCCUGGACCUGAAGAUGGGCACACGGCAGCACGGCGACGAUGCCUCCGAGGAGAAGGCCGCCCGUCAGAUGAAGAAGUGCGAGCAGAGCACGUCUGCCACUCUGGGCGUGCGCGUGUGCGGGAUGCAGGUGUACCAGAUGGACACGGGCCACUACCUGUGCCGCAACAAGUACUACGGCCGAGGUCUGUCGAUCGAGGGUUUCCGCCACGCGCUCUACCAGUUCAUGCACAACGGUACCGAGCUGCGCCGGGACCUUUUCGAGCCCAUCUUGAGCAAGCUGCGCAGCCUCAAAGCCGUGCUCGAGCGUCAGGCCUCCUACCGCUUCUACUCCAGCUCUCUGCUCAUCAUCUACGAAGGCAGGGAACCCGAGCGGGCCGAGGCGUCCUCCGAGAAGGAAAUCGCCGCCGGGUGCCAGUCUCCUCUGCCCCUGGACCCACCCCCUGCCCCAAGCAUCGACGUGCGCAUGAUAGACUUUGCCCACAGCACCUUCAAAGGCUUCCGGGACGACCAGACGGUGCACGACGGGCCCGACCGGGGCUACGUGUUCGGACUCGAGAGCCUCGUCAACAUCCUUGAAACGAUCUGUGCGGAGAACCAGUAAUCGAAACGGAUCUUUCACUUCUGCGGUUUUUUUUUUUUUUUUUUUUUUUUUUUGGGUUACGAACCCACUUCCUCCCUCCAUCCUCAGUUAUUUCUGUACUGUCUACAUGGUGGCAGCGACAAAACUGACGUUUCUGUGAACGGUGACGAUUUGAGACAUGCUGCAAGCAGUGAGGCACGGCGUCUCACUCUGCGUCUUUCAGCCAUCAGCACUCUGAGCACGAGGGUAUGACCAAGCUUUUCAAAGGGGGGGGAAUUGGAGGUGACCUCUGGCUGGGUCUUUACUCGUGCCCCCCUUCAGAAACGGACAGAAAUGGUAGGAAUGGCUCCAUGAAACAGGAGCUGGGAUCAUUUUGCUCGUCCUGUGGAUUCGUCGCCACCGUGUGGCCAUUUGAGGUUUUGCAGUCAGAUAAGAGGAAGCAGCCACAGCUCAGGGCAAGUCCAGGGUCAGGUCCUCUUUACAUUGUUGGGUCGGUGGAGGGAGCAUGUACGUACGUGAGCGUGAGUGUGUGUGUGUGUGUGUGUGUGUGUGUGUGUGUGUGUGUGUGGAGGAUAGUAAUGUUUGGGGAUUAAAUCCCCACUGCAGUAUUCCUACAGGGGCUCAGAAAAGGGAGCAGUUAUGAAAGCUUUAUUGUAAAAUAUAGGUGGAAGGCUUACCUUUCCCUUGAUUAAAAAAAUGAGGUGAUUCCUGCCUUGUACUAUCAGUUACCAUCCACAGCCUAGCUGUGCAAACAAAAAACCUGUUUGAGGUCACAUGCUUUUUAAUAUAUAUAUUUUUUUAUUUUAAUCAUUUCUGCAGUUAUCCACUUCAGUUAGAGCCAACAUUUUGCAUUUUGUCAUUUUUUGUUCAUUUAUUUUUUUUGCAUUUUUUUUCUUUCUUUUCUUUUCUUUUGUAUGAAAGUCCUUUCUUUUAUGGUUUAUGGUAGUACUGCCAGUCCUAGGCUAGUCUGUGGGACAGUGUGUGUGUAUAUCCGUAGACACCCUCUAUUUCUCUUAUUUCUCGCAAAUAUGAUUAUGCCGAAAGAGCUCCUUCCUAUUUUAUUUGAUUUGUUUUGCACUGUAGAUUCGGAUUCUGCUCUGAAAGCAUCUAGCAUGGUUCUUCAAAUCCCCGCUCCACCCUCACCUGCCGUUUUUAUUCCUGGUUUUUAGGAAUGUUUAUAAAUGACUCGCACAUCCACACAGUAAACUUGUCCAUCAGCACAUGUAGCAACACAACUAGAGACUCCACCUUCUCUUCCCCUUGUUUGUUUUGUUUCGUUUUUGUUUUUUGUUUUUUUUGCUCGUCGCGUCCCCUCUCCCGUCACCACUCGGUUAGGGUGUUGUGUGUGUGUGUGUGUGUGUGUGUGUGUGUGUGUGUGUGUGUGUGUGUGUGUGUGUGUGUGUGUGUGUGUGUGUGUAGAUGGAACUGUAGCCAUUGUCGUUUUUGGUGAUCAGUGGUUUCUUUUCCCUCUCUGGCACACCUCAGACUCGACUUUGUCUAGAUCGUCGUCUCUGCGUAAUCAGAUACGGCACGUCGUCCUGCACAUGCAUACUGUAUUGAUAUUAUCAGUGUAGUAUUGCGGUACUGUUGUGACCCCCGAACCUUUUAUUAGAGAUCUGUUUGUAUUGUAAUCGAGAACUGAGUGGUCGUCACUUCUGAGUCUAGACUAGAUUAGAUUAUUUGUCUUGCGCUGGAUGUCACAGGAACGGGCCACCGUUUCUGCUCCAUCCUCGAGAAUGUACUCAGCACUCUUUCUGUCUAUUUUUCCAUGCACAUCACAUCACCAAUGUAAAGGGAAAAUGCACACCGAAACUGUUUCAUAAUCAUUCGUCCAAGCGCAAAGCAUAAGUACUGCGAGUGCGACCUACAUAUCUUCAUAUAACGGACCGUUUUGCUGUGCAGACACUUUUAACAAAGAGCAGUAAGAAAAAAACAAACCAGGAUUUCCAGACAGGUCUGGAUUUCUGUCCUGUUUGUGCUUUGUGAUCAUAGUUAGAACAUCUAGAUCAGCUCUAGUACACGUACGUGUGUGUGUGGGUGUAAAUACUUCCACAGGGUUCAUGUCUGUCCAGCCUUUCAGCGUUCGAGAGCUGUCCAGGAUACGAAGGUUUUAAAAAGCGGUCACAAAUCAUUACCCUGUUGACUCUGAUGGGUGUGGUUCCUGGCUUCUUGAGCGUAACAGAAAAGUCUGUUCUGUGCCAGGGCAGGAGAGAGAAACGCUCACACGACUUAGCGGAAAAAACGAAGUUGCUGUCUUUCGUCUUGGGAAGAAAUCAAAAACAGGUCUCCUCUGUGGCGGAUGUGCUUAGUCUCUCCAUAGAUGUGAGAUUUGUACGAAUAGAGAAAAAAAAAAAAGAUCCCAAAAAAAGUAUGUAUUUCUCCCUUUGUUGUUGCAUGGAUGGAUAUUUUUUUAAGGAAAAAAAUAUAUAUAUGACAUCUUUGAAUGUGGGUUAUAAAUCAUUUAUUUAAGAAAUUUGUUGUUUUGUCUUAUUUCUUUCAUUGCAGUGAUAAGCACGUGAAAACCGGUUAAAAUAAAUACUUUUUAGUUUUGAAAUACUGUGGCAAAACACUAAGCAGUGCCGACAUGAAGGAACAGGAGUAGAGGCCGACCGAUAGCAGAUUUUACCGAUCAACAGUUUUAAAAUUUAUACCGAAUGAAGACAUUACACUCAAAGUAAAAAAUUUCUGAAUGUUUAAAAUAAAAAUCAUCAGUACUGACUGUACCAGGAAAAUGUGAACUGAAAAUGUAUAUUAAUGUGUUAACUAUUAAUAAAUAUUAAAGUAAAUAAAAUUUUGGUUGAAACUGAACCAAAAAGUAACACUCAAAAUAAC